Messenger RNA from Manis pentadactyla (Chinese pangolin), 9383 nucleotides. It is a transcript of the gene TMEM170B, whose product is annotated as transmembrane protein 170B. The record is from RefSeq and is a predicted model, not a curated record. NCBI's taxonomy places the organism in Eukaryota, Metazoa, Chordata, Mammalia, Pholidota, Manidae. Gene Ontology annotation, cellular component: plasma membrane. Bases 315 to 935 code for a protein of 206 amino acids. Gene Ontology annotation, biological process: negative regulation of canonical Wnt signaling pathway. The transcript is spliced from 3 exons.
CCUCGAGUGUCGGCGGCUGGAGGGUGGGCAGGCUGGCGGCAGGUGCCGCCGCGGCCGCCGCCGCCGCAGCCUCCUCCGCGCCCCGGGUCUGCUGGUUCUCUGCGGGGAUGAGCUGGGCCCCGUCGGGGGCUGCACCUGCCGGCUGCCCAUCACCCCGGGCCUCCUGGCGUGACCUCGGCCCCUCGGCGUGUCUGGCCCCCGCGGCACCGUGCCGCCCCUGAGAGGCAGCGGCCCCGGCCUCCACCCGAGUCCUCGCUCGGGGGCCGCGCGAGGAGAGCGCCCGGUCCCCUCCCUUCCCCCGUCCGCUGUCCUCAAUGUCUCCCCGGCGGGGAGGGGGCUGCCUGGGAGACGCUCCGAACUGCCCCCCCCGGAGGCCCGUCGGCGGCAGCGCCCGCGCCCAGCCCGGCGCCCCGCAGCCUUCCCCGGCGGCGGCGGCGGCCUGGAGGAGCCGCGCACCUGCCGCCGCCCCCGGAGCCUCGCAGCCGCCGCCGCCACCCGGCACCCGAGGAGAGGGCGGCGGGCGCCCCCCGGGAAAGAUGAAGGCGGAGGGGGGCGACCACUCCAUGAUCAACCUGUCGGUGCAGCAGGUCCUGAGCCUCUGGGCCCACGGGACGGUGCUGAGGAACCUCACGGAGAUGUGGUACUGGGUCUUCCUCUGGGCCCUCUUCUCCUCGCUGUUCGUGCAUGGCGCCGCGGGAGUGCUCAUGUUCGUGACGCUGCAGAGGCACAGGCAGGGCAGGGUCAUCUCUGUCGUUGCUGUCAGCGUUGGAUUUCUGGCUUCUGUCACUGGAGCAAUGAUCACUAGUGCGGCAGUAGCUGGCAUUUACAGAGUAGCAGGGAAGAACAUGGCCCCUUUGGAAGCGCUGGUAUGGGGCGUCGGACAGACUGUACUGACAUUAAUCAUCUCCUUUUCAAGGAUCCUCGCUACGCUUUGAGGUUUCUCUGGGAAUGUCUUACUUCACUUAAGGAAGCAGAUGUACAGAUUCUCUGACAAAGGCAUCGUAAACAAGUGGGGAUGAAAUUGUACAAGGUGGAAGGAGCAGGUCAAAACGUGAGGCCUGGAGCUGUGUGGGAAGACUGCCCUCUGGUGUUCACGUGAUUGCACUACCGCACCGCACCUUACGUGCCUUGUCCCAGGCAAGGCGCAUUACACUAUGUGAAGCCACAAGACAAGGCACCUUGUUCAGCUGCCAAUCAGGUUAACAUUGGUGUUGAAUCAUCGUUCUUAACAGUGUUGUGUUAAGUUACAGAGACGUUUUGAGGAAUUGAUAAAUGUGCCAAACUUUCUUUUUUUAACGUGGAUCAUGUGACAGUUUCCCAGUGUAGAUGUAGAUGAGUGCUGUGAAUAUAUCUGACAUGAAUUCAGGUAAUGCAGUGAAAGUUUGUGUUGUAAUGCUCACUCCCGUAUGAGUGCUGAAUACUGAAUCAUUUAACAUGAGAUAAAUUAUUUGAUUUUAAAUGUUGAACAUUUCUGGGAUUUAGGGCUUUAAUAUGUUUAGGCACUAUUGUUAUAUUUAUGUGGAAAAUAAUACUUCAUGGAAAACUAGCUAGACUCUCUGAAGGACUCAAAGUAGGUCUGUAGGGUGCAUCCUUUCCACUCACUUAAAUAACACUCUUUAAUAGUUUCCCUCAUGCAUAAAUGUGCUAUUCAUAUGAAUCCAAAACUUGAUGGGUCACACACAUUGAUGGUAGUUUGUGUGUAAUGAAUUAGAAUUCGAGGAUUUUCUUAUAAACUAAAAGAAGAGAAGUCUGAAAUGCAUGUUGCAUUCUUUGACCCUUCUAGAAAAAGUUUUUGCCAUGUAUCUCAUGGAGAGAACAUCUUUAUAACUAGAGUCUCUGUGGUAAUUAUAUUACUUGUCACAUAUAUCUUGAUUUUUGACAAAAUGUAAACAACUUUUGCUCUGGAGUAAAAACUCUAUUGAAAGAGUGGCCUAAAUUAGGCUGUGAAAACAAAAAGCCUCAUUUGUAGAUAAGUAACAAGUAAGUUAUAUAAGAGGAAUAUCUCACUAUCUCACUCUGAGUAUGUGGUAGCAUCAUAAUUUUACUAAAAUAAAAACUGGGGAAUAUAGCAAGUAAUUUUAAAAUUUAGCAGUUAAUCUCAGCAUACCAGUACAGUACUGAACCGAUAUUUGGGUGAUUCAUUUCUGUUGUUCAGUUCUUGAUUUAUGCUGUUAUUUGAGUUUGCUAGAAUCUGUGAUGACAUUUCUUAGAAUUAAAAAGUCCUUAGUAUAAAACAUUUUAAGAGGUUUUUGGCAAUACAUAACUGCUUUUAAGAGCACAGGAGAUAAAGGAAACACAGAACCUGGUUGAAUUUGUCUCCUGAGAUUUUUUAAUACCAGGUACAAUUAUAAAUAUGCUAAUUCAAAAGAAAAGCCACAGCAGAAAAUAUGAAGUUAAGGACAAUCUAAAAUAUAAUCUGCACAUUCUAGCCUCACUGUUCAAUAGCCCAAUUAGUAAAAUGUAGAUUUCUGUUAGGUCCCAUUCCAAUUUAAGGCCUUUGUUGGUCAUGCCACUUUUUCUCUACCAAAAAUGAAUAUGUUAACAUACAAAUAUAGGAAUAUAUAAGCAACUCAACUACGAGGAGUUGGGGUGUACUUUUUUACCAGUAUAGAAACCGAUUUUGGGGGUUUAUAAACACUGCAGCUUAGACUUUUUUUUUAAACCCAAUGAUCAACUUAGCAUUCUUAGAGAUAUUUGAACCAAAUCUUAAAAUUCUUUUGUAUUAUUGUCAUGUGUUCUUUAUAUUCCUGAUGUUUUUUUCAAAGUAAAUUUAAUCAUAAGUUUUCCAAGCCAAUUAGCUUUCUUUUCUGUCAGACUUGAAUUUUGUUAUUCCUUUCUACCUAUCUAUUCUUUUGUAUCAAUUGAUAAAAUUGGCUAUUCUAUCAAUAAUGGAAAGCAUCCAUAUUGUUUGAGAGGCAUUACCAGUAACAUUUUGACAUGGUUUCAGAUCUACAAAAUGAGUAUUUUAACAUAUGGUUAUUUUAUGGUUUAAGAAAGUUAUCAUGGUAAGGUAAUUUGGAGCAUGUGAUUCGGAAUCGAAAAUUAACCAGAAAAUAACAUGGACACAUUAAGUGGCUGAAUGUGGGGACCAAAGAGCUUUAAACCCCUGGUUUUACUCUAGAAUGCAAGUACCAUUGGAUGGUUAAUAAUUAGCUUGCAGAAUGUCUUGCAGCUUUCUCAUUAUCAAGUUGCUUUAUGUUAUGAAUUUGUGUGUGUGUGUAGUGUGUGCACUUUUAACUUUUGAGAGAGUUUUGGUUUCUUUGCUGCUUUCAGUUUUCUCCAUUAGGAUUUUGUGCAGCUGUCACUCUUUUGGUGUUUUGAAACGCAAUUGAAUAGUGUGGUUGAUGAAACUGUCUUAAUAGGUAUUUCUAUGGUGAUAUUUUUUUUAAGUUAGUGGUUUUCCUAUAAAGAAAAGAAACACUUAAAUGAUAUAUAUCUAUAUACCCAUAUAUAUCAUUAUAUACAUAUAUAUAUAAAGCUGCUAUAUAUAUGAAUAUAGUCUAGUUGGAAAGCUUUUGUUCGGUGAACAAUUUCAUGUUUUAGUGGAAAAUUUGAGGAAUAAGUUUUUAAAAAAGAUUUGAGGAUGUUUGAGAUUUUUGAAUUUGGGGAAAUUUUUCUUGGUUUAGUAGUGCUAGAGACCUUUGUUUGUGAUAAAGACAAAAGCCCUUAUUGAUGUAUUUAGGUUACACCUUCUUAAAAUUUUCUUUGUGGCAAACACAGGAAUAACUCAGUUCAUACUCCUUUCUUUAAAAAUUGUUAAUAAAGUAUUACUGACAGUGAAAUCCAUUUCCCAAAGAAGAAAUUCCUAUAUGCCCAAACCAGUUAUUAUUAAAUACACUAGUUAGAAAUGUCCAUAGAUCCAAGUUAGUCAAGAGGCCUCAUCUAAGCUACAAAUAUUGCUUAAAACCUUUAAAUGAAGGUGGUGCGAGUCAUCUGUCCCCUGGGAUGAUUCCAUUGGUUGCCCAGAAUGCAGAGUCCCUAAGUGGUGGCUAUAUUCAGUGCUUGCAGCUUGAUUCUUACUUGAGAUGUUAAUAUUUACAGUGUUAUAGUUUGUUUUCCAGUGUACUUCCUUAUUAGUGUUUGUGGUACAGGUUUCAAUGGCUCAACGUGUUGGGGUUUUGUUAGUUCUUUAAGUGAGGAGUAAAGAAAUGAGCUGCCCUGAAUAUCAUGUGUUUGUGAUGUAAGGAACAGGGUAGUUCACAGUUAAAGACUGUUGCUGGAAAAAGUCUUCAGAGAACUUCUAGUUAAGAUGAGGGGAGUGGGGCUGCCAUGUUAACGUGCCCAAGCCAACACUUACACAGCAGCUAACUCAGUUUUGUAAACGUGUUUGGUGGGUUUUUAUUGGUAAAGUGCUGUACCAAGUAUUUUCUACAGUAAGUAUAAAGAUGACUGAGAUGGGAGUCCACCAAGAGCUAACAAGAUGGUUUUAAAUCCUCAAAAGGUUAGGAUAAUAUUUUGCUUCCUGAUUCUAAUUAAGAGUUUAAGUCCUAGUUUUUUGUUUCUGUUUUUCUGUCCGAAUUUGGAUUUUCCCAGCUUAUCCACUAAAUGGAAUUUCAGUAGCUGAGAUGUCAUUGCUGUGAGACAGUGAAGAGAUACUAGAAUCUAAGUCAGCAGCAUAGAUCUGCUUGUACGGUCCGUCAUUUGUCAACUUUGUUUAUGAAUGGCAGUAAAUGAUCAAUAUAAUAGUCUUUAGAAUUUUUUAAAAUUACAUUUUAUAAUACCAAUUGAAUAUGUUGUUCUGUAAAAUUCACCUAUGUUCAUCCAUUUCUGUAUUUUCCCUACAAAAAAUUUAAGAAGGAAACAAAAAUGUCUCUUAUCCUGUCUCCUUUACCUCCUCUCCACCUGUUUAUUUUUAAAAUCAGCAGUUAUUUAUCUAAGAGCACUUUUGGGAGUUGGUGGUGGUGGACAAGGCCAGCGCAAGCAGAAUUAAGUUAGGAGUUGUGUAUUACCACUAGUUAAAACAGGAAAAAGACAAAGGUCGCCAGUAUUCACUCCUGUACCUGAUCCUGCCUACUCCCCUUGGCUUCACCGAGCCAACAUUAGUUGAAUCUGCUACAUGCAAUGUCCUGUCCUUGUUGUAGGGCCAGAAAGUCCCCUGCCUGUGUGCACCUCUCUUCCACACCCUGUCCUUUGGCCUCACAGUGAAGUGUCACUGCUGUGGGAAGACAGACCUGGGCUUUGGUGUCUGCUCAGUUCUUCCUUCCAGGGACCAAAGGUGCUAAGCCCUAGUUACUGUUCUUUGUUCUAAACUGAAAAGGAAAUACUGUUCUUUUUAACUUACAUCUAUUUUAUAAUUCAAGAAGUAACAAGAUGCUAAGAAUAUUUUCUGAAAUAGUCUCCAACUACUUCAGUCUUGCUAGUACACAUUUUUCUCUCAAAGUCUUAAUCAAAAUCUCUUGAGAGAGUCAUUAUUUGUUUUUAAGAUGUGAAGAGUGUGGAAAGCUACUGAGGACAUUCUAGUAGGUCUUGAUUGCAGAUAGGAGUUUGGAGACACUUACUGGGUAAUUGGGCAACUUGCUGUUCCUUUUCAUAAUUGGGUGAUUAUGGUUACCAGUAAUCAGUCUCAUAAUUCCCCAAACGCCCAGUUCUUUUCAUAACAACCUGGAAGGAUAUUCUCCAGGAUAAAAAGGAUCUUAUUUGAUUUAAGAUGAUGAACUUUUUUAAACACAUGGUAGCAUUUUGUAGCCGAGGGAAGUUGAAAGGACGAGAAGGAUAAAUAGUGCACACAAGCAAAGGCAUGUGCAAUGAAGUGCCCUUCGUUAUGUGAGCAUCAUUUCCCCUCUGUUAAGGCCGCCCUCUCUGAGUAUGUGUGCGUGUGUUUAGGAAAUGCUCGGUUUCUUUACAUGCAUGAACCAUGAAGUAUUCUGAAGUCAUAUCACAUUUGUAGGUGUGUGGUGUAUGUAGGGUUGCCAUCUCUGUUCAGUGCAGGUAGCAGUGUUUUUGAGGAGGUUGCUGGAGUAGUUAUCUAAAAAUGUAUCUGUGAAUUUGGGGGAAGUAAUGUUUAAUAUACAAAGUAAUUUAAGUAAAUGUGUAGAUGUAGCAGUUAAUACUUCAUUAAAUUAGUGGAAACACUGGAAUUUCUGAGUGAACUGAGCUAUGAACUUUAACUAUCUUCUCUCUGCCCUGAGUUUAGGGGACUCAUUUUUAUAUCCGUUGCGUUCAUUGAACAUAUAUUGAACUUACAUAACAACCCUUUCUUGGUUUUGAGAACUAAUUUAGCAGUUUCUUAGAAACCUCCCUCCCCCUGCGUACAGAUGUCAUAUGUUACAGUUUAAACAGAUGCAUAGUUUGUUGACAGAGUCAGUGCUGGUUUAGAAGAGAAUGUUCUUAACACCUUAUGGUUACGCAGCUAUAAUCUUACUGAAAAGUAAAUACUGUAGGCAAGUCAAGAAAGCAUGAACCUCUAAACAUGUUUUUUUAGAUUAUAUACUGUACCCAUGUAGAUCUCACCUCAAUGGUGACAUGAUUGUCCCCUCUGGGGCAAUAUAUUUAGGUAUGUAAGUGAAACUGGAAAGCAGUGUAACAUAAAUGUACAGAAGGAGGAACUGUAAUGCCCAAUCAUCAUAACUAUUACACUUUUUGUCCUCAAUGUGCUACAUAUUGGUAAUUCUAAAAAUCAUUUCUUUGUCUAGAGCCCUAUGUAAGUGAAUGUUAACUUGGUAGUACUACUGAUGAUGAACAGUGUUCUUUAUUUUUAAAUAAGUAUUUGCACAUCACCAUUAAGUAUCUUUGGGAAGGAACAUUUUAGAUUUUUCCCCAUAGAAAGCAAAGUAGAAGCACUUGUUUGUAUAGUAAUUAAAAAUAGUUUACUUUAAAUGCUGGAUGAGUUGGUAUUCUAAUUGUUGACACUUUCUUAGUAUUUCUUAUGUUGGAUGCAUUUACAGUAGAGAAAUUUAAAAAUUUUUGGCCCUUCCCUCAAUACACACACACACACACACACACACACACACACACACACACACACACACACACACACACAGGCAUGAGCUCUACACAUUGAGAUGAACAAUAUAAAAUUCCACGGUAUUUUUCAUUUUAGUAAUGUAACUUGAUAAAAUUCAUAUGAUUCUACUAUAAAGCGUUAACUCUAGUCAUUCUAGGACAAGGGCAUCAACGUUAACUUAAAGGUAACCAACUAAAAUGUCUUUAAAUAGCAAAAAUACAGUUUACCUGGUAGGUAUUAAAAACUCACUUUCGAAUUAUGUUAACUCUCAAGCCACUGAUGAAUCAUUUAGUAAAUCACAGUACAGUUUUCAAAAGCCAAGUGAUGCCUUAGUGCCUUGGAAGUUAAGAUACUUUUGCAAAGUGAAUUUUAGUGAGAUUCAGAAUUGGUGCGCCUUCAAUUUGGGAAUGAAGUAAUUGAAUUAACUCCUUACAGUUUAAUAAGAAUCAGUUAUUUUUACCAUUGACCAUGACAGAUGACAGCUACUUCCAUUACAUUUUCAUGAAGUGGUAUUUGUCUCUAUUUUUCUUUUCCAAGUAAGUUUGAAAUGGGGAAAAAAUGUAGUCAAGGCAAUUAAGUGUGGGAUUUUAAAAUUUAGUUUGGUUGUAAACUAUAGAGAUUCUAGUGUGAAACAGUUUUAUAUUGUAGUACAAGGGCAGACACUUUAUGUAACUUUUAGGAAUAUGUUUACCAUCAGGGAUUUAUUUUUACUCUAGAAAUACUUAAUGUACUGUGAAGCUUAAUAAAGACAGGAAUAAAAGACAUUGGAGGGACAAUACGCAAAACAAAGGCAUAUGUGAUGAAGGACCUUAUGUUAUAUGAACAGUUUCCCCCUUCUGUUAAGACUAUAAAUUACUCUAUAUGAGUAUGUGUGUUGCAUGUUUACAUAAUACAGUUUAGUUUUAAAGAAUUAUUUAAAAACCUAUGUUUAUGUAUAAUACCUAACAAGCUGUAAAUAUUGUAUACUAUUGAUUUUUAAUUUUAUAUAAGCAAUUUUUUAUUUCCCAAUUCAUGUACAAAUCUCACUGUGUAUAUAGCAUAAUUUCCUGGAUAAGACAGAUUUUGCAGUGAAUUUUAAUUAUUUUAAUUGCAGUAGCAUCAGGUUAGCCUUAGAGAUAUUGAUCUUUAUUUUAAAUUAGUUUUCAUCACUCAUUUUCUUCAAAGGGCAGCAAUAAACUUACACAUGUUAUUUUUGAUUCUCAAAAGUUGGUCUGCAAAGACAGGAUCUAGGUUCCAAUUCAUUGCUUUGAAGAAAAGAUGCACAAUUAGUAUCAUCUGCUGUCUAAUCACAGGACCAUUUCUGAGGUCAGCGUGUCUCUCCUCUUUGUAAUAUACAGGGUGAAUUCUUUCCUGCUACACACAAAAACAGUGGUUGAAAGGGAAUUCAGCACUUAAAUGUCAUUACACAAAAUUUAUUUCAUUAAAAAUUUGUAAUAUACAGUAUUUUAAUAAAGUUUCUGUAUUCAAUUUCAUGCACUUAUCUAUAAAUAAACCUGUCUUUAAAAGCUUUAUGGGUGUUUGACUCUUGACAUAUCUUUUCAACUCAUUUACUCAGACUUGAAUGUUUCCUCCUACCCUUUGUCAGUUUUUCUGGGCCAGUUUCACAAGCAGGUUUUGUGGGAUGUGCUGAAAAAGAUAAGAAGUUUGAAAGACAAUCAUGGCCUAGUUUAUGGUUUUACCUAGAACCAGUUCCAGGCGACAUAAACAUCUAAUUCUAAGAGUUAUUUUUUUUAAAGCAUGCUGUCAUUUUUAAUAAUAAAUGACUAACAUUUAUUGAGUGCUUAUUAUCUGUUAGACACUUUAUAUGUAGUCUUUAACCCUUAUGGUAAUCCUUUAAGUUAAGUGAAUUACUAAAGAUUACCAAAGUAAUCCUUCACUUCACAGAUGAAUCAUUGAGGUUCAGGGAAAGUGACAUUUCUCAAGGUCACACAGCUAAUAAUGCUGAGCUGGGGUUUUCUUACUCUGUUACCUGUGAUUUUUUACCAUGUUGGUUUCUACCAAGUAUUCUGGGGCUCUUUCGUAUAAUGAAGCACGAUCUCAUUAUGGACACCAGAUGGCAUUACAGAGAUUUGAAAAAUUAUCAACUCAGGAUUUGUAUUGUCAAAUGUAUGCAUAUUUUGAAUUUUUGUUGGUAGGGAUUUCUAAAGGAUGGUGCUACGUACCAACUAGGCUCAACUAGUCUCCUGCCUGAAAAGAGACUAGGACUGAUAACAGCCAGUCACUAAUUCUUACAAACUCUGCUAGGAUAAAAACUAGCUCUGCUUUAAACUUGUGCAGGCAAAAUGGAAGUAAAUGUUUUUUCACAUACAGACAUAUUAUUUCAUGUAAUUACUAGUUGAAGCAUAUCUUUUCAUUCAACUAUAAGAAUUAAAAAUUAUUAAAUGUUUCCUUUCUACCACAAGUCCUAAAAAUUUCUUGAACAAAAUAUAUAAAUCUUUGA